This is a messenger RNA of Entrophospora sp. SA101, 1021 nucleotides long. NCBI's taxonomy places the organism in Eukaryota, Fungi, Glomeromycota, Glomeromycetes, Entrophosporales, Entrophosporaceae. The record is from the annotation of a GenBank genome assembly.
GAAACAUUUACAACCAAUAUUUCAAUCUAUAGCAGCCAAGGCUGAUAACGAACCAUGUUGUGAUUGGGUUGGUGAAUCUGGUGCAGGUCAUUAUGUUAAAAUGGUUCAUAAUGGUAUCGAGUAUGGUGAUAUGCAACUUAUUUGUGAAGCAUAUCAUUUGAUGAAGGAAGGAAUUGGUCUCACAAAUGAUCAAAUUGGCGAUGUGUUUGAGGAGUGGAAUAAAGGUGAAUUGGAUUCAUUUUUGAUUGAAAUCACUAAAGAUAUUGUCAGAUAUAAAGAUAACGACGGUAUUCCUCUAGUGGAGAAAAUUAGAGACACUGCAGGCCAAAAAGGUACCGGAAAAUGGACAGCAAUAAAUGCACUUGAUCUUGGAAUGCCGCUUACACUCAUAGGUGAAGCUGUAUUUGCUCGCACACUUUCAUCUUUGAAGAGUGAACGUGUACGUGCGAGCACAAUUUUAAAAGGACCUCAAAAUGUUACUUUCUCUGGUAAUAAAAAAGAUUUUAUCAAACAAAUAGGUCAAGCUUUAUAUGCUUCCAAAUUGAUUUCAUAUGCUCAAGGAUUUAUGCUUAUGCGUGAAGCUGCAAAAGAAUAUAAGUGGGAUUUAAAUUAUGCUGGUAUUGCUUUGAUGUGGCGUGGUGGUUGUAUCAUUCGUAGUGCUUUCUUGGGCGAUAUUAAAAACGCAUACAUCAAUAAUCCACAUCUUGAAAAUCUUCUUUUUGAUCCAUUCUUUAAGAAUGCUAUUGAAAGCGCACAAAGUUCAUGGCGUAAAGUCAUUUCAGAAGCUGUUUUAAUUGGCAUUCCUACUCCUGCAUUCGCAUCGGCUCUUUCAUUUUAUGAUGGUUAUAGACAUGAAAAAUUACCUGCUGGUCUACUUCAAGGAAUGCGAGAUUAUUUUGGUGCACAUACCUUCAGAUAUCUUGAUGAAUACACUGAUGAAAAACAUCCUAAAGAUAAAGAUGUUCACGUUAAUUGGACUGGUCAUGGUGGAAACGUUAGCGCUUCCUCUUAUCUUGCCUAA